Messenger RNA from Durusdinium trenchii, 250 nucleotides. The record is from the annotation of a GenBank genome assembly. NCBI's taxonomy places the organism in Eukaryota, Dinophyceae, Suessiales, Symbiodiniaceae.
GAUCGCCGGCAACGACCCAAAGGUGGUGGAACCCUUGCAGGCCGAAGCCCAUGAGCUCCGACGUACGCUGGAUCGUCACACGCAAGACGUCCUGGAGAAACAGCAGGAUCAAGCCUUAGAGAUCCCCACGGGGGCCACGGCCGCCUCCGGGCCGUACGCCGUGCGCGCGCGCGGACCCCGGACCGCGGACUUGGACCGAGCGGCUGUUCAGGUCCAGCUGUCCAUGGCGGACAAGGUUGCUGAAGCCAAG